Molecule: messenger RNA, 2690 nt
Organism: Phialemonium atrogriseum
Lineage: Eukaryota; Fungi; Ascomycota; Sordariomycetes; Cephalothecales; Cephalothecaceae
Exons: 3
Molecular function (GO): protein binding
Source: RefSeq, a predicted model, not a curated record
AAAUGGGGGUGUGCAAUAUUGUUAGACAGGCACGAGGGGAGCUCCCAGGAUUCGAAGCCAUUUGCGAGAGACUUUGAAGUACACUCCUAAUAUCUAGCCUCACUUCUGGGAGAGCAAGGGGAGCAGCGGGCAGCCUUGUCCCUUGUCGCUUGCCAACUUGCACACCCACCUUCUCUCUUGCCCAUCCGUCUUGGGCCGGUUUGCGUCCCAUCCCAGUCCCAGCAGAUGAUCCAUUAUCUCUCCGCCUUUUUGUUCGCGCACUAAGAGAGCUGAGUUGACCGUUGUCAGUCCGCCCCUAGGACUUAAACCUUGCCCAUCCCCCCUUCCCACGUUGCCAGGCCAGGAUGCCUGUCCAAGCUUUCCGUCAUCCGUCUCCCCUGGCUUCAGAGUUCGGACAUUCGGACAUCUCGCCUCCCAGCCCUUCUUGACCACCACUUCCCCGACGGCCUCGUCGCUCCCCGCAAGCUUCAACGCGUCGCAUGUCCUCUCCCACCUCGGGAAACGCCAGACCCUCUCCUGGCACCACCAGGAUUGGCCGCCCGCCGCAAUGGACGGUCUCACGUUCGCGGAAGCUGGCUCGACUUUACGUCUACACCACGCUGUCCAUUGAGAAGAUCAUCAAGGUCCUCGAAGAUGAUCUCUUCAAACCGCGCAGGAAGAACUCGGCGCAAAAGACGAUCCACAACAUGCUUGACAAUGACCCCCGCUACCUGCGCCCCGAAUCGCGCAUUGAGAUGGACAAGCGUAUCAGCAGUUUGUCCAUCUCGCGGAGCCGACGACGCCUGAAGCGGAAGAACCAACCGCCAUCGUAUGACGAGAACUUCACCAAGGCCAAAGAAGAGAUGGGCUCGGACUCGAGCGCCUACGAAGUCGACCCCGCCGACGAGUUAGACAAUGUUGAGCUGGCUAAGGAUGGCCUCGUCCCCGCCACUGGCCGUUCCGGCCAGCACACGCUGUCCUACAGACCGCCAAGGCGCCAAAGCACUGUGCUCUCAACCUCGACUGAAAUGAGUACGUCCAGUAUUCGAGAGUUGCAGAAACGUGUGUCGGGGUGCUCGACGCGAUAUGCGAAACAAAUAUCGACCCUUCUGAAGCAUCUCACCAUUUCAAGCGCUUCUGACUUGACCCAGUCGCCGGAACGCCGCCCGUCCAUCUCCGACAUAGAGCCUCCGCAGCCGCCCGAGCCGGACAUCUUCGAGGCUUUCCCUGAGCCCGGCUAUGCUCUCCCCGGAGACUUGAUCAACGCCCAGAGUCUCAAUUGUGCCGGGUUCCCGGGCCAAGACCACUUCAACGGGAAAUGUUGGUGCUCAAUCGCCAAGGCCAUCGCGGGCGAGAAGAGUGCCUGGCUAUCCCCGACCGGCGAUCUGUCGCCCAGGGCCCAGCAGGUCUACGACGACCCAUCGCAAGCCAAUCUCGCCUCCCACGAUUGCUUCGGCAACACUCCACUGCAUCUUUUUGCAGUUCUCGAGGGGUAUCAGGAAACGCUGUUCCGCAUGGUCCUGCACAGUGCAGACGUCGGUGUCACAAACACCGCCGGCCAGACCUUCCUCCAUGUGCUGAACUUUGAGUGGUUCGCGGAUCUCAAGAGCCCCUCGGCGCCCCUCAAACAACUGCUGGCAUAUCUUCGUGACCGCUCGCCCGAUCUCGUCUAUGCUACGGAUGUAUACGGCCGUACAUUUUUCCACCGGGCCCAUUCCCUGAUUCGCGAUUCGGAAAUUCUUGACGGGAUCCUAUCGCCCUUCAACCCGGCGCUCUCCUCGCGUCGCGACGCCUUCGGAUUCAACCCCCUCGCGAAUACGAACCUCGGCGGAGAGGGCCCCUUCAUCCCGCCCCGACGGGGGGCGCUGACGCCCCUGCCCGAAGAAGGCCCUUCCGGGUCCAGGGGCCGCAGCAGCCCCCGCACGUCCAACGACGAGGACGCUUUCAUAGCAUAUCACGCCCGCCUCCUCCAGAUCGUCCAGUCCUCGUACGACAACCCGCGCAUCGAGGACGAAGACGGCCGCAACGGGCUGCACUGCCUCGCCGAAGCCAUCAUCAACCAGCAGACGAUGGACGACCAGCGCACGGCCAUGAGCACGGGCCGGCCCCUCAAGCGCAAGCACGACAAGAAGGACAACCCGGAGGGCAUUAUCGGCGGCGGCGGCGGCGGCAGCAGCAGCAACAACAGCAGCGAGAGCCCCCUGGCCUCGCGGCGGCGCCACCUGGAGAACCUGCUCCACAGCCGGCCGCCGGUCGACGUCAACCACUACGACAAGUCGGGCAACACGGUGCUCAUGUCCUUCAUCGCCUCGAUUCCCGACGACCAGGACGACAGGGCGAAGACCCUGGGCGCCAUCUUCGAGACGCUCAUCGCGGCGGGGGCGCGCGUCGAGGCCCGCAACCGCCGCGGCGAGACGGCGCUGCUGGUGGCGGCGCGCCUGGGGCGCAAGAUUGCGCUCGCGACGCUGCUGGAGCGAGGUGGCGCCGGCAGUAUGGGCAGCAAGGGCGGCACGGGCGCAAACGUGCACGCCCGCGACGUGGACGGCUGCGGCGUCCUCGACGUCGUCGACGCCACGUGCCGCGCCGCCGGGGCCAGGGACGACUUGCCGCUCUACGCACGGCUCGAGGCGUGUCGCGCCCUGCUGACGGGGAGGGGCGGGUGGGGGGUCGUGCAGGACCCGUCGGUGGCGAUGGAGUGGCGGGUUAGGGGG